This is a messenger RNA of Folsomia candida, 4062 nucleotides long. Its product is annotated as phosphatidylserine synthase 2. The record is from RefSeq and is a predicted model, not a curated record. NCBI's taxonomy places the organism in Eukaryota, Metazoa, Arthropoda, Collembola, Entomobryomorpha, Isotomidae. The coding region runs from base 238 to 1869 and encodes 543 amino acids. Gene Ontology annotation, molecular function: L-serine-phosphatidylethanolamine phosphatidyltransferase activity. Gene Ontology annotation, biological process: phosphatidylserine biosynthetic process. The transcript has 9 exons.
GCUGAUUUCUUCCUUUCUUCUUGGAAAAGAGAGGAGACCAAUUCAUUCCACUUUUGCACCUCGGGCGAGUUGCAAGCAUCCACUCGUCACUCCGUCGUCCACUCGCACUUAUCGUCGCCUUUCGAUGCUCAUCAAUUGCACCCCACAACCUCACUCAGUUUGGCCCUUGCUUAAGUGUUCCCCAGGACGGGAACAGAUUUAGUUACGUACUAUUUCUCCCCUUCAUUCCAUUUCAUCAUGGAGGAGAACGUCCCAUUUAUGAAUGGAAACGGUCCUGUCCCCUCGACAGAACUGGAUGAUCAUGAAGAUGAAUCAUCAAUAACUUCAGCCACAUUCGAGAUGAUUGACACUCAGGCUUCGAUAAUUAGGGGGCGACCAGAACCCAUUCCGUACAUGCUACCUUCUACCUCUGUUGCCAGUCCUUCUUCAAAGACUUCACCAACCACGGCGACCACCUCGACCUCCACGGCGGCAUCGGAUGAUGAGGGUUCGGGCGAAGAAGAGCUUUCAUCCUUCAUGGAGUCAUAUGAUUGGGAGAAGGAAAAGAUGAAGAAAAAUCAGUUUUACGAUGACGGAACCAUGUCCUUCUUUUGGCGAGCUCACACCCUUACGACCCUUUUUCUCUUGAUUGUCGUCCUCGUGCACGUCGCCCUCUUUGAAAAUGCUGUGGAGGAUUCAGAAUACAAUGCGAAACGGGGGAUGAUGGCGGUGUUGGGUUUCUUUGUCUUGAUGGGGGUUACUGUAAUUCCGGAUGGACCUUUUCUGCGACCGCAUCCAGCAUUUUGGAGACUCAUGUUCUGUUGUUCCAUCGUUUACUUUCUUUCACUGAUCUACUUGUUGUUUCAAAACAAAGACGAUGCACGUAAAUUGCUCAGAAUGUUUGAUCCAUUGCUUGGAACGGAGCUGGAGGAACGAAGUUAUGGAGGAAAUUGUCGCAUUUACGAUUCUGACCUGCCAAACGACCCAUUUCACAAUGUUUGGGACAAGUUUGAUUUGUUUGUUCCCAUGCACUUUUUUGGAUGGUGGCUCAAGACUCUGAUUCUUCGAGAUUGGUGGCUCUGCACUGUAAUUUCAAUCAUGUUUGAGAUUCUGGAGUACACUUUGGAGCACCAGCUGCCAAAUUUCAGUGAAUGCUGGUGGGAUCAUUGGAUUCUUGAUGCCAUGUUUUGUAAUGGAGUUGGAAUUUUUGUGGGAAUUCAAACGCUCAAGUACUUUCGUGUUCGUACUUAUCACUGGAGAGGUUUAUGGUCAAUUCCGGGAUACAAAGGGAAAUUAAAACGUAUCCUUGCUCAAUUUGGACCACAUUCCUGGAUAGAGUUUGAUUGGAAGCCCACCUCAUCGUUGGGUCGGUGGCUUGCCACGUUGGGAAUUAUUUUCGCUUUCCUAUUGGCCGAGUUGAAUACGUUCUAUCUGAAAUUCGUCCUUUGGGUCCCUCCUGGCCACUGGCUCAACUUGGUUCGACUCUUUGCCAUCCUUUUCUGGGGAGCUGUUUGUCUUCGUGAGACCUUUCAAUAUUUGGAUGAUCCUCAAUGCAAGUCUUUUGGACGUCAGUCAUGGAUGGUUUUAGCAAUAAUUUCCACCGAGUUUCUCAUCGUUGCUAAAUUCGACUCUGUCACAAUUACUAAACCAAUUCCAGGACACAUUUCUCUGUUUUGGCUCAUCGGUAUACUUAUCCUCGCAAUUUGGACAAUCUUGAACUUUGGUUACUUCCGACGAGUGGAAGAUAAAGGGCCUGGUCCCAUCGGCUCUUCAAAAUCCGACUCACAUCUCUCCAUCCUCAGGAAAAAGGCAAUCUUAAAUGCUGCAGGGGGUGUUCCAGCAGUUCGCACUAAAUCGUUUAAUGUACACUUCCGACCCAAAUCUUCAUAAGUUAAGUAUCAAAUUUAGGAAAUAGCCAUAGCCCCAUAUUGUCAAAAAGCAGACUAAAUUUUUGUUGAAUUUUUGUAAAUACUGGAAUCAAAUCAACUAUAAAUCGUCUACAUCAGUAGCAAAAGUUAUGAAUCAAUCAGAGCUAUUAGCCUGGCUUACUAGGUGUAUACUGGUAAAUAAUUCAGCUUACUACUAUAUUAUAUUAUAUAUUUCCACCAUAUGAAUCCAGUAAUGGCCAUAAUUGUUUGCAAUAUUAUAUAUAAUUAAUUAGUCACAAGUUUAGUCAGAACCGUCGAAGCCAUGGAUGUAUACGCACGUAGCUCAUCAAUGCAAAAUCAUUCAUAACAGAAUAUCCGAGAAUUAUAUUAACCUCUUAAUUACGUAGUGAAGUAAUCACUUUCUCGAAAGUAACCCCACCAACUUUAUAUAACUUUUGUACGCCACCAGACAAAUUUAAACUAGAAAUCUAUACAUUUUUUUCUUAUUCCUUCCCAUGUUUAGCGUAGCAGAUUCUUAAAAGUACACGAAAAUUAUGCAAUAGACGAAUCAACUUCUAAACGGUAUACAUUAGAAACAAGCUAGAAAGUGAAUCUCUUCAAAGGAAUGGUGAGAUAUCACCACUGAAUCCGGGUAUGGCAGCUAUACUGUCAUAUAUAAUCUACGUACAAUAAUGUAUGAAUUUGUACUAAAUGGGAGGGUGGGUGGGAUCACGUUGUCGCCUAUGUAUGUUUCGGUAGUGCUUUAUUCUACAAGGAACAGAUGCAGACUGAUUAGCUUAAUGUAUCAAAAUGUGCCAUUUACUAAACUAUGUAACUAACUACUAAAACUUAAGAAGGGUGGUGAAGUAGUAUAAGUUUAGACCAACUGUAGGUUGUUAGUUACUAUGAGAUAUUAACGAACAAGGUCAACUCAUGCAUAAUAUUACCUACCGAUUAAUUAAUUAAUUAAUGUAACACUACUUUUGUACAAGGAGUAUCAUACGAGUGAGCGAGAGAGAGAGAAAUAGGAUCGUACGAUUAGCGCAGCACUUAUCGACAAAUCCGGGUUGUUGACUGGUAGAUAAUAUUAACGUAGUGACUAAUAGUGAAAGGCUGCUUUUAGAUAAACAGAACAAGGAAAGAUCUAUCGUAUACUUUUAUAUAUCAAACCAAACACAUUUUAUUAUCUGCGAUGCUUCCCUUCCAGUAGAGCUGUCCAACAUAGUGUUUUUACUUUUUAACCUUUACUCCAGGAUGCAUGGAGUCAGGAGGAGAGAUAUCUCUGUCUUUUAUUAGUUUUAUUAGCAUUCUUUACUGAUUCUUUACCUUUACUGAUGCCAAGCCAAGACGAUUAGAGAACUGUAAUGAAUGAGUCAGCCAUAAUAACGACCCAUAUACUUGCAUACGCAUAUGUGGGUCACAUUACAUUGAACCUCACUUUUUUAAUAAUUUUUAACCGGAUGAUACUGGUCAUUCUGCAUUCGCUGUAUUAAAUCAGUCAAGGCUGAUGGGUUUGUUUACUAAGAUGCCAUGACACGUGAUAAAAACGGAAGGAUGGCUCUUGAUCUUUCUUGUUCUGCUGAUGAGAUUCUUCUUUACUUACUUGCUUCCAUAAGGAUGAAUGUAGUGCCAAGCAAACAAAUGAAUAAAAUCCGAGGUAGAAAUAGACUGCUCAGGGAGACGAACAUGUAUGCGUAACUAUUAAAUAAUAAGCAUAGUGGUGAGUGAGUAAUUAAAUGAACAACUAAUUUACACCCACCGUAUUACUUAAGCUAAUAGAUCAUAUGAUUUAAGAACAAAAUUGUGAAUUUCUUAUGUUAAGAGGAAGGAUGUCGCACAAUCAAUUAAAAACAUAGCAAAACUACUGCUGUAGCUAUUUUAAAAAAACUAUGCUUUGGUAUGGUGCAUAUGACUAUUUGUAAAGUAUGGGAAAUUGUAUAAACGCAUUAUAGUUUAGUGGAUACUAAAUUCGAAAUUAACAAUAAUCACUAUGGAUCAAUAAUUAACGUGUUUAAUUAGUCGUAGAUUGAUUGACAUUAUGCUUGGUUUUUGGGUUUUUGGACUUGGAUUUUGGAUGAGGCAUUAGUUUCUUGACUAAAUGGACGCACUUGAUAUUUUAUGCAGCCUCAUAUCGUUUGUUUUAGCCAGAUUGUAGUUUUAUUAUGUGUAGCUGUUGAAGGAAAUGUUGACAAAAUAAAUAUUGUGAUACAGAUAA